AUGGCCACCGGCGCCUCGGCCGACCCGGCUAACGCCGAUGAUCAUCGACGUAACACAGCCGUAGCUAUCGAUGUGCCACGUCGUUCAGGUAAAUCCACAGUCGAAGCAGACGGAACCCGAGUACUGAUCUCCGUUGGACGAGAUGGUGUGUGGGGAUUUGCAUUGCUCUCACUUCUUAUUGUAUUCGAAGGAUCCUAUACGAUUAUUAUGCGAGCUGGUGAUGAACGAAAAUGGUUCUGUACCAGUCUUCUACUGUACAUCGUCGCCACUGCACCUCCAAUAUGGUUGCUUGAGACGAAGUUAUGUGAAUGGCGACGGGAAUACGAAUUACUCGGGGAAAGCAGAAUUGCAAUCAGCGGACCAGAUGAAGAACUGCAUCUACAACUACUUGAACAACUUCUCCUAGUUGUGCUCAUUGUUGGACGAUGGCUUCUGCCUAAAGGAGACAUCAGCCGUGAACAACUGUCGCAAAUCCUUCUAGCAUAUCUUGCAAUUUCGUCAGACAUUGUUGAAUUCUUCGAUGUUUUCAAACAGAAGGCAGUUUACAAUAACGUCAAUGUUCAACAAAUAGUCCUCGCUGCUUGGACGCUCAGUCUUCUUCAAUUCCCAUUCGUGCUCACCGUGAGCCGAGCAAGAAAAAUGCGAGUCGCCAUAACAAAAACCUACGAAGAGCUUAUAAUGCCUCAUACAGGACCACCAAAUUUUUGGGAGGUAUUCUACGAUGUCGACAUUUGGGCUAUCAUACUAGCCAACUCUCUUCAAGACAUUCCUUUUCUAUUAGUCCGUUUAUACUUAAUGCUGCAACAUAGUCUCGUCACCUAUACAAUGAUCUUCUUCACUUGUAAAAAUGCACUUAUCAUUGCACUUCAGACGUACAGGGCCUUCAUCCUGCUCAAUGACCGCUAUAUUCGUCCAAAACCUCCCGAUCUUGACAUGCUCGACUCGCACACUCACCACACUCGUGACCAUCAACGCAAGCCAACCGCUCAUCGUAAAAAAAGAUCGAAACGUUUCAAAAGCGAAGAACGAGAGCACCUGUUUAGCCCUCGCCGAGAACGAAAUCAAAAACGAGAUCGCCGUAGAACGAUGGACACUUUAGAAGAAACAACAGCGUAA
Molecule: messenger RNA, 1116 nt
Organism: Haemonchus placei
Lineage: Eukaryota; Metazoa; Nematoda; Chromadorea; Rhabditida; Trichostrongylidae
Source: the annotation of a GenBank genome assembly